Messenger RNA from Symbiodinium necroappetens, 1164 nucleotides. NCBI's taxonomy places the organism in Eukaryota, Dinophyceae, Suessiales, Symbiodiniaceae. The record is from the annotation of a GenBank genome assembly.
AUGCGAAUCUUCAAUGGCCUUUGCUUUGCUGUUCUAGCGCAGCGGCUGCUGGCAUUGGUUCCUUCUGAACAUCCGGUGAAGGGCGGCGACGUUUGCUUGGGUGGUAGCCAAUAUUCCAAUGCCACACCAUCCCUGCGGUUCUGCAACUGCCAGGGCGGGCUUGGAUGCCCAUCACAGGUGUUGUUGAAGCUUUUUGGUGUAGCCGCUGGUCCGGAACCUUGGAUGCAUGCGAACAGCAUGGAGAUCAACGUUUCAGAGGAGCUGUGGUCUUCCCGUCGCUUUCACAACCAGGAGGACACAUCCGAGUUUUCGGAGACGAGUGGUGUGUCGUCGUAUCUGCUCAUCUCGGAAGGUAUGGGUCUUGGAACCUUUGCGUCCGGGGUUUAUGCUGCUCUCUCUGGCUAUGUUGGCGAAUCUGGAGCCUACCCCCUGAACCUGAUGCAUUUCGUGUCGAGCUCACGCGGGACAGGGUUCCAAACUUCAGAGAUUUCUGAAAUUCACACCUGCAACAACUACGACGAGAGACCUCCUGCUGCUGCCGGCGACGAUGCUGAGGCUUCUGACGGCAGUGAUGACGGUGGUGAUGGGCCUGACAUUGAAACCGAUGUCAAUACCACGACCACAUCUCCCACGCUUUACCAGCCCCCAACGGAGGUGUUUUGUGGCCGGGAGCUUGCAACCAGCCCCAGCAGGGUGAAACUGAACAUCUACGGAUAUACCUGGGGGAGCAAGUGGGCAACUGACACCAGUGGCCAGGAGUAUUUCUUCUACCGCGUGCGCCUUUGCUUUAGCAGGAUCCAAGACUGGUACAUCAAUCAAGCACGCCGUGGGGAAGGCAUACUGGGGACAGGGCAGGAAGUGGAGGUCUUGGAUUUUCAGCAGGAGGGUGGUGGAACCUUCGGCUAUUGGUUUCCAAAGUUCUACUGGACAGGCAACCACUUGAACUGCACCUUCGCGGAUCUUCUCUGGGACCUCCCGAAAUGGGCUUGCCCCAUGGGCCAGUUCGGAGCUGUCCACGUCACCGCGAGCCAUGCAGGCUGUUUGGACCUUGGCGAUGAGUGUUUGCUUCUCUGUUGUCGUCGAUGGAGAAAAGGCAACGAAGAGUGUCCGAGGCUUCAAUAUAGGAAAUCUGGACGAAGGAACUUGAAGGAACUAAAGUUUUAG